This is a messenger RNA of Diospyros lotus (date-plum), 2644 nucleotides long. RefSeq names its product probable inactive receptor kinase RLK902. NCBI's taxonomy places the organism in Eukaryota, Viridiplantae, Streptophyta, Magnoliopsida, Ericales, Ebenaceae. Gene Ontology annotation, biological process: protein phosphorylation. Bases 393 to 2309 code for a protein of 638 amino acids. The record is from RefSeq and is a predicted model, not a curated record. Gene Ontology annotation, molecular function: protein kinase activity; protein binding; ATP binding. The transcript is spliced from 2 exons.
UGAAGGGGGCCAGAAGGAGAACGUCAUCAAUCUCAUUACAUAUAUAUAUAUGUAUAUUAAUUUCAAAAUUUGCAGGCCUGUCCAGGGAGCACCAAUGUGCCUGCCCACAGCCACAAGGCUCCAAAAGUAGGGUUUAGUUACACCCAAUCACAAACCCAUCAAGUGUCUCUCUGCCCUCUUAAAAUGUCAUGGCGUGAAACAGGGGACAGGGACAGAGACAGAGACGAAGAAGAAGAAGAAGAAGAAGAAGAAGAAGAGCUGCAACAAAACUACUUUUAUAGGUUUAGUGUUCGCUUGCAGUAGUCGAUGAUGAUGAUGAUGAUGGCGGCCAUGGCCUCCAAAACAGAACGAAGUUUUUGAAGCCCAAAAUUCGACAACCCACAACCUAAAUCAUGAUGCCUUAUCCACUUUUCUUAUUCCUACUACUCGUUCUCCUCUCUCUCCUCCCCGCCGGCAAACCAGACCUCGCCGCCGACAAAGCCGCCCUUCUCUCCCUCCGCUCCACCGUCGGCGGCCGAUCCCUUCUCUGGAACCUCUCCGACCCCACCGCUCCAUGCUUCUGGCCCGGGGUAACCUGCCAGUCGGGCCGGGUCACGGAGCUUCGCCUCCCCGGAAUGGGCCUCUCCGGCCGCCUCCCUUCCAACACAGUAGGAAAUCUGACCCGUCUGCACACGCUGAGCCUCAGGUUCAAUGCCCUGUCUGGCCCGCUUCCGGCGGACCUUGCCGCCGUCUCCGACCUCCGUAACCUCUACCUCCAGGGGAACCACUUCUCCGGCCCAAUUCCCGACUUUGUCUUCUCUCUGCGCAACCUCAUCCGCCUCAACCUCGCCUCCAACAACUUCUCCGGUGAGAUCUCGCCCGCCAUCAACAACCUUACUCGGCUCGGCACCCUCUACUUGGAGAAUAACAAACUCACCGGUUCGAUUCCCGACCUUAACCUCCCGAGCCUCGUUCAGUUCAACGUUUCCAACAACCAAUUAACCGGCUCGAUUCCCUCCAGACUUAGCCACCAUCCCGCCAGCUCAUUCGCCGGAAAUUCUCUCUGUGGCGGCCCGCUCUUGUCUUGCAACGGUACUUCAACUGAGAGCGAAAACAAACUCUCCGGCGCUGCUAUCGCCGGUAUCGUCAUUGGUUCGAUAAUUGCAUUCUUGAUCAUUCUAGCAAUUUUAAUACUUAUUUGCCGACGAAGAAGUGAAAAAAGAGAAUCGAAGGACGUAGCUAAAGUAAGGCAGACGGAAAUUGAAAUUCCGCGCGGAAAAUCAGCCGGAGAUACUAGUAGUUUCAGUGGGGGUGCUCCGGCGCCGGUAAGGAAGGUGGAUGCGGGUGCGAGCGGGAAGAAGAGCUUAGUAUUUUUUGGGAAAUCGGAGAGGGUGUUUGAUUUGGAGGACUUGUUGAGAGCGUCGGCGGAGGUGUUGGGAAAGGGUACAUUUGGGACGGCGUAUAAGGCGGUGCUGGAAAUGGGGACGGUGGUGGCGGUGAAGAGGCUGAGGGACGUGACGGUGCCAGAGAAGGAAUUCCGGGAGAGGAUGGAGGCGGUUGGAGCCAUGAAUCAUGAAAAUUUGGUUCCUCUGCGGGCUUAUUACUACAGCAAGGAUGAGAAGCUUCUUGUCUAUGAUUACAUGCCAAUGGGAAGCUUGUCUGCACUUUUACAUGGAAACAGAGGAACUGGUAGGACACCAUUAAACUGGGAAACAAGGUCUGCAAUUGCCCUCAGAGCAGCACGUGGGAUUGCGUAUCUCCACUCACAGGGCCCGGAAUUCUCCCAUGGCAACAUCAAAUCCUCUAAUAUCCUCCUUACUCAGUCCUAUGAGGCCCGUGUGUCUGAUUUUGGCCUUGCCCAACUUGUUGGACCCACUCCCACUCCUAACCGCGUUGCUGGUUACCGAGCACCCGAGGUGACCGACGCCCGGAAAGUCUCUCAGAAAGCUGACGUAUACAGCUUUGGAGUGUUGCUGCUGGAACUGCUAACAGGAAAGGCUCCCACUAACUCCGUCUUGAAUGAGGAGGGGGUAGACCUGCCAAGAUGGGUCCAGUCUGUGGUUGGGGAGGAGUGGACAGCUGACGUGUUUGACCUUGAGCUCCUUAGGUAUCAAAGCGUUGAAGAGGAGAUGAUUCAGCUCUUGCAGCUUGCCAUUGAUUGUGUUGCUCAUUACCCUGACAGGCGCCCCUCGAUGACUGAGGUGAAUACCCAAAUUGAAAUUCUUUGCCGUUCUAGUUUGCAUAAACAGCAAGAUCCUUUUGGUGACAUAACCAAUGGCGAGGACGAGCAGCAUGGCAAUGCUGUUGAUUCGGCUUCAGGUGCCGAUUGAAGAGAAUGCCCUUUCCUGUUUCGUUAUAUUUAGAAUACUCGAUCUGCUUUCUGUCGUUUUCUUUUACAAUUCUUUGGGCACGUUUGGUCGUUGAGAAUCUACUCUAUACCUUCUCUCUUUCGGUCAUCUGAUUGACCUUCCGGCAACUAAAUUUCUCCAUCCCCUGGUACUCGCCAUUUUCUGUGUAAUAUUCACUGUCAACUGUGAAUAAUUGUCAAUUUGUUGUUGUUGGUGGUGGUUGGCCCUGUAAUUACACAUCUUUUAUCCCUCCCUUUUUGUUUCGGAAUCUUAUGAGACAUUGAUAUUACUGAAACUGAGUGGCUUUGGUUUGCGUU